AUGUUUGAGCGCUAUGGUGCGAUCCAGUCAGUGAAGAUUGUUCGCGACAAGACCACCGGUAUAUCAAUGGGGUUUGGUUUUGUAAACUUUGACACUAAUGAGGCUGCUGAAGCGGCAGUUAAUGCUCUCAAUACUACUGUCCUUCCGGAGGGUAAACGUAUGAAGGUGUCGGUGGCCCGACCGGCAUGGAAGGCAAAUAUUCACAGUAACUUAUACGUUUCUGGCAUACCACUUUCCUACACCGAAAAAGAUAUUGAAGACUUAUUCGGUCCUGAAUACAAGUCACAUAUAGAGGCGAUGCGGCUGUUGUACGACCAAACCGAGCAACAGAAUUUCAGAGGAAUCGCAGUCGUUCGCUUUGAUACGGAAGAGAGCGCCUACAACGCGAUGAAGGCAUUCUCCAAUUGUCAGCUCACCGACCCGGUAUCGAAAAUAACCUCUUCGUUGCAGCUCAAGCCGUGGAGGCCUGAGUUCCGAGCCGAUCGAGUUGAUUCAGAGGUGAUGAGAGAGCAGCUGUUAGUAGGACAGCAGACGACCUCAUCAGGGCUGCAGCCUGUUGCUGGUCCAAGGGGUUCCCGAGCUUACUCCACUGGUAUGUUCAACGUAAAACCACCUCUGCAACCGUACACAGCGAAGCAGCAGUUCGAGUCGAGCCGAUACGCCCCUCGUUCGAGAUUUGCCAGUAGCAGCAUAGGCCUCUCGCGAGCGCACCGGCCGCAGUCUGAGAGCACUGCAGAUAAACACUCAGGAAAUUGGGAGAGUGCGUGGAACGAAUAUCUCCGCAACGUCAUUGGCAGUCAGGGGAGCAAAAACGGCGAUAAGACGGGACAGCCGUUCGGGUUUGCUUCUUCUCCUUCUCCUCCUCAGUUAUUGUCCACUACAGUUCCUGAUUCGAGCCUUAUGAUGCAGGCAGCGGCUGCUAUGGACCAACGGGGUAUUAUGGGUGGUGGCGAACUACCGAGUUAUAGCGGCAGAGGAUUGGCAUCGGGGGAGUGGACAGACUCGGGUGCGUUGUUGUCGCCGCCAACGCCCUCGACCUCAUCACAAGCGGCUUUGUUUAUCUUCCAUCUGCCACCGGACUGCGACGAUGCGACUUUGCGAAUGCUGUUCGAGCAGUAUGGUCAGAUCGACUCUGUUAAAAUUGUUCGCGACAAGAGCACCGGUAUAUCAAUGGGGUUUGGUUUUGUAAACUUCGACACUAAUGAGGCUGCUGAAGCGGCAGUUAACGCUCUCAAUACUACUGUCCUUCCGGAGGGUAAACGUAUGAAGGUGUCGGUGGCCCGACCGGCAUGGAAGGCAAAUAUUCACAGUAACUUAUACGUUUCUGGCAUACCACUUUCCUACACCGAAAAAGAUAUUGAAGACUUAUUCGGUCCUGAAUACAAGUCGCAUAUAGAGGCGAUGCGGCUGUUGUACGACCAAACCGAGCAACAGAAUUUCCGAGGAAUCGCAGUCGUUCGCUUUGAUACGGAAGAGAGCGCAUACAACGCGAUGAAGGCAUUCUCCAAUUGUCAACUCACCGACCCGGUAUCGAAAAUAACCUCUUCAUUGCAGCUGAAGCCGUGGAGGCCUGAAUUCCGAGCCGAUCGAGUUGAUUCAGAGGUGAUGAGAGAGCAGCUGCUGGUAGGACAGCAGACGACCUCACCAGGGCUGCAGCCUGUUGCUGGUCUGAGGGGUUCCCGAGCUUACUCCACUGGUAUGUUCAACGUUAAAUCACCUCUGCAGCCGUACACAGCGAAGCAGCAGUCCGAGACGAGCCGAUACGCCCCUCGUUCGAGAUUUGCCAGUAGCAGCAUAGGCCUCUCUCGAGCGUACCGGCCGCAGUCUGAGAGCACUACAGAUAAACACUCAGGAAAUUGGGAGAGUGCGUGGAACGAAUAUCUCCGCAACGUCAUUGGCAGUCAGGGGAGCAAAAACGGCGAUAAGACGGGACAGCCGUUCGGGUUUGCUUCUUCUCCUUCUCCUCCUCAGUUAUUGUCCACUACAGUUCCUGAUUCGAGCCUUAUGAUGCAGGCAGCGGCUGCUAUGGACCAACGGGUGUUUCAGCCGAACCCGAACUUGAGCGCUGAGGAUGUGGAACGGUUGAAGAAAGAGAAGGAGGAGCAAAAGAUAAAGUUGAUUUCUAUGUUUCAUUCAAGUGCUGAUGACAAGACCGGUCCUAAGCCGACAGGCUUUGGGGUGUCCAAGGAAACUUCCUCGCCUCCUCCUUCUCCUCCGACGACGACUACGUUUACCUUUGGCAUGACCCAAACGACUGAGGCGGUUGCUGCAGCUGCUACCACCACUACUGGCAACUCAUUCGUGUUUGGCGCAUCGUCAUCGACUAACUCAAUCACUACUGAAACGGUAUCCCCUCCGAGUGGUGUACCAUCGUUCGUCUUUGGAGGACCUUCAACAGCACCCCCUGUUACGACUCCGAUCGUGUUUGGGUCCUCUGGAGGCUUCGUCCCGACUUUGAAUGGAGAAAAGGAGGAGAAGGGAGAGCAUGAGAAAUUGAAGGAUCUUGCUGAGAAGCCAGACUUGGAAAAAGAAGAGCUACUCCAUUUGGAUGUAUGGUUGGGGUCUGACGAUCUGUUGGGUAAGGAAGUGAUGUUGGAGGACGGCACGGAGGGAAAAAUUACGUCCAAGGAGAAAAUGAAGGAUGGAAGCGAUCCCAAGCAUAUCUAUCACCGGUGA
Perkinsus marinus ATCC 50983 is the source of this 2676-nucleotide messenger RNA. RefSeq lists its product as hypothetical. NCBI's taxonomy places the organism in Eukaryota, Perkinsozoa, Perkinsida, Perkinsidae. The transcript is spliced from 27 exons. Gene Ontology annotation, cellular component: cytosol; ribonucleoprotein complex; nucleus. The record is from RefSeq and is a predicted model, not a curated record. The coding region runs from base 1 to 2676 and encodes 891 amino acids. Gene Ontology annotation, molecular function: mRNA 3'-UTR binding; poly(U) RNA binding; poly(A) binding.